This is a messenger RNA of Acanthosepion pharaonis, 543 nucleotides long. Lineage: Eukaryota; Metazoa; Mollusca; Cephalopoda; Sepiida; Sepiidae. The record is from the annotation of a GenBank genome assembly.
AUGUGGUGUAAUCUUCAUAACCACACGUUAAAGAGUUUUCUUUUUAGCAAACAUGCACUAAAUAAGGACGAUCCAGAGGCUGAAAAAAAAUUUAUAGAAAUUAGCAAAGCGUAUGGAAUUCUAUCGGACAAAGAAAAACGAGAGCGUUAUGACAAUUUUGGUGACACAGGUGAAGAUCAAGAUGGAUUUGGACACCACGCACACUCAUUUAACUUUGAUGACCUAUUUAGAGCCUUUGAGAGUGGUCCAAAUUCCCAGGGAAGAGGACAGUAUUUCAAACCUCACUCCUUUAGUUUUGGUAACUUUUUUGAUGAUGGUUUUGAAGAUGAAGAGGAUGAAGGAGAUGUUCUAUUCAAUUUUGCUGAUUCUUUUGAAGAACUUUUUGAAUUUCCUCAAACCAAAUAUCAAAGACAAGCAAAUGAAAAACAGCAGCAGCACAGUUUUUUUAGCAGUUCAUCACAUUUCAGUUCAGGAGGAAAAAAAUGCCAUACAGUUACACAGAAAAUUGGCAAUAUAGUUACAACACGCAGGGAAUGUUCUUGA